Ostrea edulis (European flat oyster) is the source of this 6532-nucleotide messenger RNA. RefSeq lists its product as uncharacterized. The record is from RefSeq and is a predicted model, not a curated record. The coding region runs from base 2007 to 2732 and encodes 241 amino acids. Lineage: Eukaryota; Metazoa; Mollusca; Bivalvia; Ostreida; Ostreidae. The transcript is spliced from 4 exons.
AUAACCGAAUCGAAUGGCUAAAAUCGAAAUCGAGUAGAAUCGAAAAGUUUGGGAAUCUUACAUUGUAUCUGGGUUCUUUCUUCCACCAAUAAAAACUGGGCGCCACCUAUCUAACUGAAAUUCCCGUGGGGAUCCGGGUUAGAAUAGGUCCUCAGUAAUCCUUGCUUUUAAACUUACUUGACCAGAGGCGACUAAAUGGGGCGGUCCUUGGGAUGAGACCGCAAAAACCGAGGUCCCAUGUCACAGCAGGUGUGGCACGUUAAAGAUCCCUCCCUGUUCAAUGGCCAUAAGCGCCGAACCUAGGCCUAAAUUUUGCAGCCCUUCACCGGCAGUGGUGACGUCGCCAUAUGAGUGAAAUAUUCUCGAGAGAGUCGUUAAACCAGGAAAAAUCAGAAGUAAAAACUUUUCUUACAUAAGAAAAAUUUUGGAAACCGGUGUCCCAUACCAUGUCAAAAUCCCGAAUGCUCGCUGUCUCCAGGAUAAUACAGGGACGUUGCAUUAAAAUAUUAAGUAUGAGAAAUAAUUUACAAAUAUGUGAAAAUGUAUGAUACAUUUUAAUUUAUUAUUUUAAAAAUUGUGUUUCUUUGAGAGAAGACAGGCUAGAAUUGAUAGCUUGUGCCAAACGAGCACCCUCGAAAACAAACUCGUCACCACGUGUGAUAUAAAUACAACCCAUCGGACCAUUUAUUCCCGAAUCUAAACGACAAUUAUUUUCCGCUAAGCUCCGUACCGCGGAAAAUAUAAUUUGGUGGUAGAUUUUUAUUUUUGUUGUCAAAGUUGUCUCUGAUAAAAGUUUUGUCGACAUCUUGAGCAUUAUGAUCACUGUUGCUAAAUCUAAAAUAGUGAGGAAUUCGGAAUCCGGUUUCGUUCCGUGUACAUGUCGCUAGAGUGGAGUAACACAGGUUUUCCUCUUCUAUUGAAGGUAACAAACGUGAAGAGAAUUCAAAACAUUAACUAUAGUUCUGUGUACUUACAUCAUUUUGUAUUGUAAAACUCGGUCGUUCCACUUGCUGUGUGACAACUCUCUACAACAAUGUGACCACGACAUUCUAGAAGUUACUCAUUUCACUGGUACAUUUUUAUUUUUACUCUAUUUUUUUUUCGUAUCAAAAAUUCAUUUUUGUUGUUUUCUUAAUUCUUUUAUUUAAGUACAUGUAUAUUAUAUGGACUUAGACAUAUCUUUAUAACAAUCAAUGUGACAGUAUCUGCACUGGGAUGUCGAUGACACAUCUAAUAAUUAGGGCCUACAUAUAUAAAAUAACGUAGUAACUGAAUUCACUGUAGAUAAAAAAAACUUCAAUGUUUGUUUGUAUGAAAGAAAAAUAAAGAAAUUAUAUUUUUUAAAAAAUACAUCGAUUUAUUAUAUUGUUAUAAAGUUUAAUAAUUUUGAUAACUUUAGUGAAAAUUUGAUACUCUUUAGCGAUUUACUAAAAGUAGAACAUAUAAUACUUUAAUUUACAUUUGUAUGAACUUUGAUACUUGAUUGAUUAUAUUACUUUAAAGUCUAUUAUUAUUAUUACAUGUAUAUGCAAAUUAUUACAUGUAUAUGUAAAUUAUUACAUGUAUAUGUAACAUAUCUAACCUGUUUUCAAUGUGUGUAUUUUAAAAGUUGAAUUCCAUUGUAUCUACUGGAGAUGAUGUCUAUGCGUUGAAUUUUUUUUUAGGAAGCAUGAGAUUAAUUUUACUUUUGGUAUGUUCGUGAUGUACCAUGCGUAUAUUUACAUGUCAUGCAUUUAACUUACUGCUACCUGCGAAAAGGUGGGACAUGUCGCAUAAUUACAUAAUUACAAGCCUGAAAAAAUAUUGACAUAAAUUUUAAUGUCAAUAAGAUUUUUUAAAUUAUUUUAAAUCAUUUUUACUACCACCGUUUAGGAAACCUAUCAUUAAAUGAGCCAUGUAAGUUAAAUGAGCAGUGUUCCGCCUCGCCCUAUGCAGUCUGUCGGAAUACAACCUGUACGUGUGAGGAGGGAUUUACUGUCGUGGAUACAACGUCUUGUGUAUAUCGUAUGUACUGUAUCGCAUUUCUUUUCUUAUCUAAUUUUCUGUUCCUCGACAAAUUCACUAACUUCUCAAACAAUAACAAUCUGCAUCAGCUAAUAUUCAAUACAUCUUCUUUUCAAUCUCGAUGUUCUACACUUACAAUAAUUGGACUGAAAGAAAUUUUUCCUGCGAGGUCAUUGGAGCAAUCACAGGCUGAUGGGAAUGGACCUGUAUCUAUCGUGGGGGCAUUGAUUGGAGGAUUUUUCGGUGGUGUCCUAAUAACAACAAUCAUAGUGUACAUCAUAUCCAGAAGAUCCAGUACUAAAGUGAAGAAACGUGAGGAACCCGUGGCAAUGUUUGUAGCUAAUAAUUCUUAUGGGUCAAAUGGAAACAUUGAAAGAGGAUCUAAAAAUGGAUCGAAAGAUGAGAAAAAACCGCGAAAAGUCGUAAAUGUACCCCCAUACACGUGUUCAGCAGACUCGCCAACAUACAGCAAUGCCCGCGAUGUCGCAAAACAGCCUACCAACGAAGACGUGUACAACCACCUGCAUGAAAAAGAAACAAUUGACUACGACAACGAUUACGAUCACACUACCGGAAUCACUGGUCAUGUGACCGAAGACAGCGAUUACAGUCACCUUCAUUCUGGUAGAGGAAAUAUGAGGUUGAACUUAUCUGUUGAUGACGAGUACGCCAAUACUGUGCCAGGAGAUACAGCCACUGACGACUACUUCACUCUGGAACAGCAGUAAAAGGAUAAUUUAUAAUGCCGCUCACCUGUCAGUACAGGAUACGAUCGUCUAUUCUUGGUCAUUAAAUAUAUGUCGGAUAGAUUUUACAUAGAUUUAUCACAGUAGACUCCUACAGAGGGACGAGGGGCUCCCACUAUCUUUAUGCAUCUUCCUUUUGAUUAAAAAAAAAUCUUGCGAAUUUUAUGCUCAUUUAAUACAUUUAUUCGCAUAAUAUUCUGGCAAAAAUCAUGGAAUUUUGAUAUUUUCGUGUGAUGUUCUAUGAUAUAUAAUAGCUUCUAACAAUUGUCAUGUGAUAUAAUAGUAAAAUAUUUUUCAUUAAAAUAUUGCAAUGUUUAUGCUACAUUGAAAUGUGAAGAAAUGAAGGAACAACAAAGUUUAUCAAACAUUAUUUUGUAGAGUUCUGUGUUUACAACACAGAAAAUUUAUAAAUAACUUCAUUUGUACAUUUGUAAUUAUCAGUUUUUGUUAACUUCAUUUUACUAUCCUAUCCUGCUAGAAAUCUCACUCUAAUUCUUGAAAUCAAUAUAUUAUAGAUGUUUGCAUAACAAGACUUGAUAAUGGCCAGAUUAUUUUCCUUCAAAAUAUUUUACAAUAAAUCCAUAUGAAUAUUUCAAGCGAGUACAUCGGGAGGGGGGGGGGUAUUACUUUUCAUCUUCUCAUGCGAGAAGAUGUGAAUGUAUUUUGAGAAUCAUGUGAGAUACUUUUCCAUGUGUGUUUAUAUAGAAUACCAAAAUAUUAUGUCAUGUAUAGUAUGUCAUGAUAUUAAUACAAUCCUCAAAUACCGAUAUAAUUAUAAGUUUAAUUAUAUACAUGUAGUUAUAUUUUGCCGUUUUUCUUUUUUAAGAGAAAUGCUUUUAACAAACCCAUACUCUGAUUUCUGUCACUGCAUGAUACCGAUCAAUUACAAAUGAUAUGUACUUCCUACUCACCCAGUGUGAUCUGUGUUAAUUUAGUAUCAAAAUUACAACGUAACAUCCCUGUAAUUUAUUUCUUCCUUCUUUCUCUUUCAUAUAUAGAGAUUUCCACUGAUUAUUCUCUAAUUUAUCUUCCUUAAUGGCAAUCAAAAUAUAUGCUUUGAAAAUUUCAAUGGCUAAAUAACACUUAACACACUCUUGUUUUAUCUCAUUUAGUAACAAUUUUUACUUCAUGUUUUAUGGAAUCGAGAGUCAGAUCAGAUUAGUAUACUAGUAUAUAUAUAUAUGUGAAUUUUUGACACAUUUACAGAUGUAUUCAAGAUACUUUCAUUUAAAAAAUGAAUUUCAUUUUUGAAAAUAAUGGAGGAUCUGAACUACGACACUGGCGUACUUCACAAAGCGCGUUGAUGUUCUAAUUUUUUUUAUACUAGUCUCAUCAUUUACACUAGUCUCAUAAACCCCUUGGAGAAAGUGUUAAAUUCGUUUUAUCUUUCACUUCACUUUGUUCAGAAAAUAUCACAAGAAAAUGUCCGUACAAGGUGAAAAACUAAUUCAGGUUACGAUACAAAAGAAUUUUAUUUAUCAGAGCGAUGUAAUGAUUUUUCACAGCAUAUGAAAAACUGCCACAGCCAUCACAAAUAAACAGCAAAUCUAUGUUUAAAUUCGUUCAAUUUCUAACACAUAUUCCAUUGAUAAAACAUACAUGGAAAUGAUAAUUUAAAUAUAUAACAGAUGUGCUUAUAUUAUGAAAUAACAAAAAAUGUUAAAAGUCCAAAAAAUAAAAAUUAAUCAUUACAGUAAUAAGACAUGCAAAAUGAUAUACGCUAUGUGAUUUUUUUAAAACCAUAAUUCCCCUCUCUUUCAUGCGAAAAGCGUUCUAAAGUAUCUAAAACAAAGAAUGGGUUCAACCUCAUAGAAAAGAAUAUUGAAAUAACGCGGAGAAAGAUAUUAUCAGUUGCCGCCCAUUAUUAAAACUUGUUUUUUUUUUAAGUGUAUAAAUUCGUUACAUUUAUAAUUUUUGUAAUCGCAAUCUUGAAUAUAUAAUUUUGUAAUUGUUUAUUAUUGAUAGUCAAUAAGUGAUACAGAUUGAAAUUUGUUACAGGCACUUGUGCUCAUGCUUUUGACUUUGAGACUAUUUUAAAUGGUUAUUUGUGUAUAUAAUUGUAUAUUUUAAAUGGUUAUUUGUGUAUAUAAUUGUAUGUUUUAAAUGAUUAUUUGUGUAUAUAAUUGAAUGCAUCACCUGGAAUCCCUUGGUAAGAAUAAUGCAUGCACUAAUCAGGUCACCUUCUUGAAAUAAAGUAUCAUUGUUAAUGACAGCACUGCUAACGAGACCUAUGUAAAGGAGCCAACGGAUGAACAAGUGAACAUAACGAACGGUGACCUAUCUCAUAAAUUCUAUAAAGAAUACAAUAUUAAGAGAAUGGCAAACACGUACCCCUUGACAUACCAGAGGUGGGAUCAGGUUCUUAGUAGUAGGCAUCUCCUGUUGAUCGGUCACACCUGCCGUGAUCAGGUAAACGGGGAAAUCGGCAUUCAAAAUUAACAUGUAAAGAACAGUCUAACGAUUAGUAUGAAACACGUUAAUCAGCAUUCAACCAAGUGAUAGCUUGUAUUUGCAAAUUAGAUCAUUGUAUACAGUAAGACAAUAGAAUUUGCAAAAUGCUGACUUUAAACUAGCUUAUUGAAACCACUGUUACAUUAUACAUAUAUAGCAAUAGCAUGCCUCGAUUGAAAAUUUGAUCAUACCCAGAACAUGCUUUCGCGUUUUGAAUAAAUUCAGAGACAUAAUACAGGUGAUAGGGAAAUACUGCAACACAAAUAUUGGGAGUUGACGACGGAGAAUCUGGAGUCAUCUCGUUUGUCAGUAAGUUGUGUAUUGUUACUAAGUAGUUUGCCGUUGACAUCUCUGUCGUUAGAAAUUUAUUACCAUAUGCAUAUAUUUUUUCCUAUAGAAAUGUAAAUGUAGUAAAGCCCUGAUUGUGUACUAGGAUGGGAUACACAUCAAUCAACCUUUAAAAGAUGGUCCUGAAAUGAUGCAUAUGGCCAAAAUUGUACACGUUUCUUUUAUGAUAAAAAUCCAAAGGAAGGUUGUUUCAGAAUGUGGUAUUUCUAUUGACCCAGUGCGGCCUUAUCUAGAUAAUAUCCCUGACUUACUUGUUUCUUGUUCAUGUUAUGGGGGAUGUGAUAGCAGAAUUUCAAUGUCCAAUGAUAUCGAGAUGUAAUGAUUAUACAGAUUUACUUUCAUGCUUGUAUUUUUAUAAUGGUCAGUUAUCGUUAGUUCACAAUCAUCCUUAUUGUGCUCAAAUACAAAAGCAAAGGAGAAUUGCUGCUUGUUAGUGGUGUGACAUUUGCUAAUAUUUGCAAAGGAAAUUUUUUUGUGAGUGAGUUGCAUUUGAUGAAAUGUACUUCAAAGAGUUGCUUGAUCUUAAUUAAUAACUAUUUUUGAAAGUUACAUUGUUCUUGAAGAAUCAAAACCAGAAAUGUUAAAGAUUCUUUGUGUACUGAAAAAGAGGAAGCAAUGGAAAUAGAUUGUACUGAAUCAAACGUUUUUAAUGGAAUUGUGGAUUUUUGUCCAAAGAAGUAGGUACAGUUUCUAAAGUCAUUUGGCCCAAAAUAUCGAUGAUUUCACUUGGAGCUUAAAUGUGUAUUUUUGUACAAUUUGCAACAUGACUGUACAAGAAGCUGUUAAUAAUUACAAAGCUCAGAGUGUGCAAUGUUACAAAUGGAAAGUAUAGGUUCACUUUUCCAUGUGUAAAAGUGACAAAAGCAAUUUUAAAGAACAUGCAAGAAUGUAUUUGUCCAAAUUGUUCUAAUUGAUGAAUUGUUUCUGAAUUUUGUAUUGUUAUCUGUUAUCAAUCUAAUAAAAUUCACAUCCAAACAUGUAAA